Molecule: messenger RNA, 25400 nt
Organism: Lymnaea stagnalis (great pond snail)
Lineage: Eukaryota; Metazoa; Mollusca; Gastropoda; Lymnaeidae
Source: the annotation of a GenBank genome assembly
UGUUGUUAGGCACUUCCAGCAUUGCCGAUUUCAGGAUGUUGUUAAAGGAUUUAGUGUGAUGUUUUUUCUUCUCGUUAUGGAUUUAUCGUAAAGCUUUGUUUAUUUACACUUCGUAGUUUAAGGUACCAUGGAUGCCGUCUCUAACGAUCCGUAUGUUAACUUCAGACCACCUCCUGAAGCUCCUGUCUUUACACCAACAGAGGAGGAGUUUGCUGAUCCGUUAGGUUACAUAGCAAAAAUAAGGUCGAUUGGAUUGCAAACUGGUAUUGUGAAAAUAAAACCACCACCGGUAAGUUAGUUUACUUUAAAUACCAUUUAUCGUUAUUAUCUACCACCUCUUAUAAUAUGUAUGUUGUUGUAGUCAACGUUAUCUACGUGUUAAUGCGUGAAGUUAGCAAAGAUGUAUUCUACGUGCGCUUUUACAGUCUUGAGAUGGCGACUACCCACCGACGUCAGCCACCGUUUCUCACCAUUCCAAUGUUGCCUACGACUGCUCAGGCAGGCCUCGUCCUCAGUCCGUGCAACCAUUUGGGAGGGUGGAGUAUCGUCAAUAUGCCCCUAAUGCAAUCCUUAUUAACAAUAUUUUGUACAUCAAUGAAUAUGAUGCAUAAUUGAUUUUAAAUUUGUUUGGAAGUUUUCUUUUAAAGGUUGUCUUAAUUUUAAAAUGAUAUAUUUUAGGCCUAUUUAGUAGGCAGAGUCCUUUCCUUUUUGACUUUUUCCAAAGUUUGGGUAGGCCUUCAUAUUGUAUUCAUGUCAUGAUGAUGUAGCCUUAAAUUGGAUAGUCUUACAAUAAAGUCACAUAUAAUGAAUUAUGAGGUCUCUUGUAUCUGUACUUGUGUAGUAGUAGUUGUAAAUAUUAAUUUUGUAGGCUAAUCUUCCUGAGUUUUUUUUUUAAAGGCAAGGUAAAAUUAAAUAUUAACAUAGACAUUGACAUAGAGUUUGGAAUAAUUAGUUAAAUUAGUUGGUAAUUAUAAAUCCCAGGCCUAAUUAAUUUAGUUUCCAGGUCAGGUUGACAUAGGCUUUUUGAUAAUCUUUAAAAUUUAAAAAGUUGAUGUCAAAUCAUAUAUUUUUAUUAAACUCUUCUCCUUCAAUAAAAAGGUCCAUUAAUAUUCUAAUUAAUCUAAUGGUCAGUCCUUACCAUUCAAUGACAAUGGCUAAAACAUAAGCGUACCGGUAUAUAGGCCUAUAGUAUAGCCCAUUGGCACUGGGACAUUCAUUCUGGAAUAUAUAAAUAUUAUUAGUGUAAUGAAAAGUAAUGCAAAGCUUGUGACUUGUGUAAGAAAUUUCCUUUUUUUUAAAAAAAACAAUAUUUUAGGACUGGCAACCACCAUUUGCUGUGAAUGUAGAAACUUUCAAGUUUACCCCAAGAAUUCAAAAGUUAAAUGAACUAGAGGUCAGUAAUUUUUUUUCUUCUUCAGUUGAUUAAAAUACAUGUUCAUUCCUGUGUUUGUAAAUGUUAAUGUGGUUAAAUUAUCAUUUUGCAAUUUUAAAAAAAAAUUAAGUACUCUGACAAUUAAAAACAACAUAAUGCAAAAAAUAUUUUCCCAUUAUUUUUUUUAUAUCAUUCAAGAAUUUACUGUUGUCUUCUCACUUUCUUUGUCAAAAAAUUUACAUGAAAUAUGUUAACUAAGUGCUGGCUUGACUACAACCUAAGGAUUUUAUAUAUUCUGAAGUUAACAAAUAUAAAAUUAAAAGGAAAGAUUUUGGCAGCCAUCUUGGAAAGGUUGGCCAAAGAGUCUACAGUCAAAGAAGUUAUGAACAAAUCAUAUUAUAAUUAGCCUUAGUUAAGUCUUUUUACCCCCUAAAAAGCCCUCUCCUUUGUCAUUAUUAAUCAAUCAAAAUAUAAAAUUUAUACAAAUAUUUGUUUUAUUACUUUUCAUCAGGCUCAUUCUAGAAUUAAACUGAAUUUCUUUGAUUGCUUGUACAAGUUUUGGGACCUCCAGGUUAGUGGUUUUGUUAUAGUUUUACUCAUACUUUCAAUUGUUUUAAAUAUCUAUUAGCAAUAUUAUUUUCUUUUGAAAGAUUAUUGCACCUAGCUGCAGCAAAGUUUUCAGUUUCAUAAAUGUCAAAAUCAAGACUAUCGUCUUCUUUGAGGGUUGAAUCAAGAUUUUUAGAAAAUCUGCUCUUUUAUUGUUAUGAUCACUGAUUGUUUAAAAAAAAUUUAUUACAAACAUGGUACGGCUCUAUAGCCAGUUGUGGGAUGACCUUGGAGUUGGAUGCUUUUCACUGUUAAUAUCUCUACUAUAUAUUCAUUUUUAUCAGGGAUGCACAUUAAAAAUUCCAACAGUGGAGCGGAAGAUAUUGGAUCUAUACAAGCUGUUCAAGGUAAGAUUAAACUUUGAUCAUUCUUGCUUUGGAGUUAUUUUGGAGUGCUAUUCUAUUGUGAGGAUUUGUGAUUCUGGAUCAGUGUGAAAUUUCUCCUGGAUUUAUUUUAUUUUGCCUGCAAUACUUAACAUAAGGAGUCAGGGUGUGUUUUAGACUUGAUUAAAUUAGCUUAUUUAGAGUGGUUAUCUUAUUCUUUAGGAUCUUUAUUUAUUAGAAAAAGCAGACAAGAAUUUAUUGCAAAAUGAAUCUUUUCAAACUCUCAUAAAGUUAUAUAAUCCUGUGUAUUUUGUGUGGACUUCUGUGUUUUCAUUCAAUGGAAUUCAGUCAUGGAUGACAUUAUUUGUGCUCAGAAAGGUUUGUACCUGCUUUAUUCUUUAUACUUAUUUUUAAUGAGCUAAGCAAACACCAUUCUAGAUAAAAGAAAACUACUUUUUAUAACAGCCAUUUUGAUUGUAAAUAUAGAAGCAACAAUCAUUUUAAAAGUAAUUAAACCAAGUUUUUUUCUUAGUACCAGUACUUAAGCCAAUGGCAUAGAGAAAUAGGUAUUAAACUUCUUAAUCUUAUAAAAUAUAGUUAAGGCUAAGGAAAUGUUUAGGACUAUCAUUGUGUAUAUUUUUUAAAAAAUCAGCCCCCCUCCCCACCAUUCAGAAGGAAAUGUAAAACAAGUUAGUUAAAUUAUAGAAGCCUGUCCAGGGCUACUGGUUGAAUUGGUCUGUACUCUCAGCCCUGUCUAGGAGAAAAAGAACAAUGCAAAAAUAGCCCAAUAAAAGCUUAAAAUUGAGAAUUAAUUGUUUAAGUUUAUACAUAAACAUGACCCUCCCUCCCGAUAAGAAUAAACAAAAAAAUGCUUUGUGUUCACAUUCACAUAUGCGGAGGGCUAAUGGAAAUUAUAGAGUGCGCUGUGGGAAUGGUAGUUGUAAGUCUUAUCGGAUCAAAAUGGCAUGAAAUUGAAAUAGUCCCAUUUUGGCUUGGCGACGUCAUCGAUUCCCCUUUUCUGAAGUAGCAAAAGUAGUGACACCAACUUUGUUUUUUUUUUUCGGGGGUGGGGGGAUGUUUGCUCAGAUUGUGUAUUAGUUUCAUUACUUCAAAGAACAUAAACAAAUAUUUUUAUCUAUUAAUUUGGGAUGCUUUUUGGAGAAAGAAUAAAUUCUGUUGCUAUGUCGGUUGCGUGAUAUAAUGGAGCAUAUUGAUUGGUUGAUUGUAGCUAGCAAGGCCUGAAACGAACUCGGGUCUGGUGACAGGGAACAAAGAAAAAUUCUUAACUGGAGCUCCGAUUAUGCUAUGCUAACCAAUAGGGUUAUUACAGUAGAUUUUCAAUGGUCUAUUUUUCAGCGUUGGCUGGUCCCAUAACCAUUCGAUAUAUAAAUAUACUGUGUGUGUUUGGUAGGGGGAAAAAUGGGGGGGGGGGGGUGUUCUCACCUGGCUUUCUAUUUUUCCAGCAAAGAAAAAAAAUAGACGGAAAUCAAAUUAUUAAAAAGUUUUAUUAUUUAAACAAAUAUUUCCUACCCCACCUCUAAAAAAAAUAAUAGAAGUAUUAAAAAAAUUAACGCGUCUACUGUAAAACAGUUAAAGGUGGUUUUUAAUUUUAUAAGAAUUCAUGGGUCGUGGGUGGGUGACUUUAGACCUAGAAUAUCCUAAUUUAUCAGCAUCAAUAUAUAGUUUAUAUAAGGGCUUUUAAAAGUUCACCAAACAUUAUAGCUCCACAUCUAUAAAAGAUAGAAAGAUGAAUUUUGUGUUUUUUCAAAGAUUAUUGAUUAAUAUAGAUUGUCCUUAAAUAUGAUAAAUGAUUUAUGAUUAUGGGAAUUGGGCAUGAAGUACAUAAUCAAGUAUGCUACUGGGCAUUAUUUUGGAGUUGUUAUUUAUUUUUUUAAUUUUUUAAAUAUUUGGUAUAAAACACCCUCACCCAUGCAUACUUAAUAUAAAAUAGUAGCUAUGGGGGUCGUCCAUUAAUUACAUCAACAAUUUUUACGCAAUUUUUUAACCCCCCCCCCAUAUUUAAUUAUGUUAACCCUUAUUUUUUAACCCCCCCCCCCCAAUGAAUUAAUAAUAUUAAUAAAUUAUAAAUACAUUUUACUUUGUGCUGAUCUAUUUAAAAUGACACAUAAAAUUGUAGGGAAAACAUUUUAUUUCAUGUUUAGCUUGUUACUCAACAAGUUAAAAAAAUUUUUACACUUAAAUUUUAUAAAGCAGAAUCAAUUAAAAGGUUGUUAAGGACUAAAUAUCAUUGUAUGUGAAAGUAUAAAUAUGAUUUUUGUCAGUAUAGCUGACAAUUAUAGUAUAGUUUCUAGCUGCUCUUAUCUUCCCAGGUAGUAGCCAGGUGUUGCUGAAUCGUAACAAUGGGCAUCAGGGAAUUCAUUCAGCACUAACCAUUCAGCACUUAAAAUAGAAGUAUUGUGGGUGUGAAUAAUAAUUGCCAUAAGCUCUCUCAGUAUUUGAGUUGGUAUAGUUGUUAUUGAACACUGAUGAGGUGGUGUUUUUUUAAAAUUGAACACUGUUUACAAUGAUGUGUUUAUCAUUCUAGGGAGCGGAUUAAGAGAAAAAUGACUUCUCUUGCACUAACAAAGUGUGCUAACAUUCUGACCAACCAUCUGCAGUGUACAGAAAGACACACAUUAAAUAACUCUUAUUUUGUUAAGAGCCUAAACAUAUAUGACUAUUUAUACUCAUUAAAUUGUUUAAAAUAAUGUAGGAACCAGUCAGUUUUUAAGAUUUUUUUUUAUUUAAUAUAAAAAAAAAACAUGAUUGUUUACUUCAAAAACGUUUCCACCCCCCCCCCCUUAUUUUGUUUAGGUAAUUAAUGAAUGCCCCCUAUUUCCACCCCUACUUACUUCAAUUUGAGUUCAUUUAUUGAUUUACUGUACACUUUUGAUAAUGAACAUUAUGACCAAACACCAUUAUUGCCAACAUGAUUAAUUAUUUACAUUUUAAAAAAAAAUUAAAAAUAGAAGCUCUGAGAACCUUUUUGAAUUUAUUUAGUCAUUUUAUGGUUAUAAUUUAAUUAAUUUAUGUCUCUGGGUUUCCUGGGUUAAAAUAACAUCAAACUAAAUCACCAGUAGCAUCUCAAAGCUUGGAAAUAGGCUUUAAAAAAAAAUUUAAAACAAAAAAAAAAUUAAAUAUAAUAACUUUAGCAUAAACAUCUUCUAUAACUCAUCUAUUUUUUCACUUACUACCCUAAUAAUUUUUCACAUGUAAAUGUAAGUGCAUUUAAAAGCAGAUUGUUUAGAAUAAAUGUACAUCUUUUAGUCACCUAGAGAAAAUGUUCCUAGAAUCUAAGGAAAUGGCUUCCCUCUUUAAAGACGAAUCUAAUCUCUAUUAUAAUUUCAUAUAUCAGGUCUCUUGUUACCCUCAUUUAUUUUAAAAGCCCAUGGCUGCAUACAAUUUUGGUCCCUUAGCGUUUUGCUUUCCUUAGGAAGUAAGUCCGUUUGGAGUGUGGGUUUUAAUAUGCUUUUUCUUUCAAAUAAAUGGCUUAAAUUCUACUUUUAAUGAUAUAUAUACAAAGUGCAACUUAUAUACUAAUUGAUACAAAAAAAUUUCUGUUAGUCUGUAGAGGAAGAAGGUGGCAUGGAGUUGUUGAACAGGGAGCGACGCUGGUCUCGUGUUGCCAACAAAAUGGGUUAUCCACAUGGGCGAGGAGUUGGAGGAACACUCAAACACCACUAUGAGCGUAUAUUAUUUCCCUUUUAUUUGUUCAAGAAAGGAGAGACUGUAAAGUUUAUCCCCGAGGUAAAAUGGAUACAAAUAUUAAAACUAUUUGCUUAUUCUAAAUUUUACAAAUUAAAUCACACUUUUUUGUUUGUUUGUUGCAUUGUCUGCUAUUAUAUUUCGCAGCAGAAAUGUGUUGUUCUUGAUAAACUUGAUUAUAAUGCAUUAAAUAUUUAUCCAUUGUUUUUAUUUUGCAGCAGAAACCAGUUGUUCCUGAUGAACAUGAUAAAGCUGACAAAGACUACAAACCCAAUUGGAAGAUCAAUGCAGACAAGGAAAAAGGCCGGAAGUCAAAGCGUUCAGUCAAAGAGGUUAAUUAUUCUUGUUAUUUUGUUGCUAGGCCAAGUUGUAUUUGUAUUCUAUCUUUCCAAUUAAAGUCAGGAUUUGAACAGAUCUUUCUACUUCACAUUAAUUUUUUUUCAGACCAGUAAUUAAAAUAAAAUUACAUUAUAUACAUGCUUAUUUCUCAGAUAUACCACAUAUUGUAAAGAACUGUAGGUAUUAGCAAAGUACAAGAUGCAAAAAAUAUAAUUUUGUCUUUGUAAACAGAAAUAAAAUUUAAUUUAAAAAAAUAUUUAUCAAAUCCUGGCUUUGUUUUAUGUUAUAUCUUGCGUGUCGCAACUCAUUUUACUAUUGCUUCGAACAAUUGACCUCUCCUACUCCAUCUUCAUAUGAGCGUAUUAAGAAACAGAGGAGUUUCUCAUCAUGAAUCAUAUAAAGUCGAUCUCAUUAGAUUCUAAUGUAACCUCAAUUGGGCUAUUUCAGAGCCCAUCUCCAUCACUUGAUGAUUACGAGUGCUUGAUAAGAAAGGUCAGCAAUUUUCUAAUUAUUCUCUCUUUAGCUUUACAAAAGAAUCAAAUUUUCCAUGUGCAGCAUAACUAGGUAAACACAAAGUUACACAUUUAUUAUAAAAUUUCAUACUUUUUUUUUCAAUAAUCUCCAUUUACACAAAAAGGGAUUCAUCACAAACAGUGGUAAAGGAUUGGGGAGGAGGCAGGACUUUUUUUUGUGGUAUAAAUAGGUUCCCUAUUUUCGGCCAACUGCAGAGUUGUUUUUUUCUGUUUGGGGGUUGGGGGGGGGGGGGCAAAUUUUUUGACCUGCCCAGAACUGCACUAACCCUUACUAUGACACUCAUCCCAAUCAAACCUAAACAGGAUAAUAUUUAUAAAAAGAUGUCUCCAACAAUCCUAACCAUCAUUUGUACAGAUCUUUCUACUUCACAUUAAUUUAGGAGCUACAACGUUCCUUCAGCAAAGACAACAAACACUCAUAUUUGUAAAAAUAUUAACCUAAAUAGUACUUAUUCAAGACUGCCAAGAAUAGUCUUUUUUUCAGACUAAUGUGGUGCAAAUAAGACUGGCCAGAUAAAAAUUUAAAUCUAUUUAAAAUUUAUAAGCACAAUAUAUUUUAUAAAAGCUUGCUUCAUAGGGUGCCUGGGAAUGCUUAAGAUUUUGCUGUCCUUAGAUUAUACCUCCUUCAAAAGAAACAAGCUGAAAAAUAUGUUUUUGGUUGAUGUUGAUUUUUAAAAAUCAUUUUGUACAUUUGUUGCAAAGAGAAGAAUUUUAGUUGGUAUUAAUGCUCGAAAAUGUUGUUUGUGUCAUAAGAAAAUUAAGGAUUAGCAAAUUUUUUAUUAUUAUGUUUUUAAUUUAAGCAUUAAUGAAUCUAUUGAAGGUGCUUUCUGUUUUGCAUGGAUUCAUACUUUUGGUUUAAUUUUAAAAAAUGACACUUUAAUUUCACUGUUUUAAUAAAAUUUUGGUGCUUUGCCUCAGAUCUAAAGCUACUUGAUGUUUGUUGCUAAACAUAUAAUUUGUUUGUAAAUGAACAAUUUUCAGGACCCUGAUAUUGAUUACAGCAAAAAUAGUGAACUCAAGAAAUUACAGUUCUUUGGUGCAGGACCCAAGGCUGCGGUUCCAGGAUCAAAAGGUUUAUGAUGCUUCCUUUUGUUGACAUCAUUUCUUAUCUAUUAACAAGUAUAAUCUUACAAAUCCCUUCCACUUUUGUAUCAGAGUUUAAUAUAGUAAUUUCACUGAUGCUUGAAAGCAUAAUCUUUUGUAAAAUAAAUCUGUAUUGUUGACCUAAAAUGAGCCUCUACUAUAUUCUUACCAGAUGAGGUAGACUUUAAACCUGAAGAAAAGGUUGAUAACCGUAAGAGCAGGAUGAAAAUGUCAAUUCCUGGAGCUUAUUCUGGGGUAAGAUUCACUAAUUCUUUAAAUGAAAAAAAAUUAUAGUGUUAUUUUCUUGAAACCUCUGUUACUGUAAACUCCAAAAUUUAAUUUGUUCAGACUUCUAUCAGUGAUCCAAAUGUAUCAAGGAUGUUUUUUUUAAUAUUCAAAGGUUAGGGCAAAUGAUCUAAACAUGCUAUAAUUUGUGUAGGCUGACAAAUACUACUGUCAUAUGUGUGGGCGUGGUGAUGGAGAGGAACAAAUGCUUUUAUGUGAUGGCUGUGAUGAUGCAUUUCACACUUACUGCCUAGUGCCUCCGCUUGCUGAAGUACCAAAAGGAGACUGGCGGUGUCCAUCAUGUGUCAAACAGGCAUGUUAAGAGUUUUUUAAAAACUUAAAAUUAGUGCAACAAAACAAAUUGCUUCAAAUCAACCCAGUGUUUUCUGAAUAUAUGCAACAGCAAGACUUUAGGUCUUGUUUUUUACUUUCUGUUAAUAAUAGAAAAAAUUAACUGUCAAAUUGAAAUUAGUAUGCUUUGAUUGUGCAGGCUUGUAGCAAACCACUGGAGCCUUAUGGCUUUGAUCAGAGCAAAAGGGACUACACUCUACAGUCUUUUGGAGAAAUGGCAGACCACUUUAAGGCAUCCUAUUUUAAAAUGCCAGUUCAUGUAAGUUUUCAUAUCAAUACAUUUAUAUUUUAUAAUAAUAAGCAAUUUUUGGAUUACCAAAGAUAGAUACAUGUUUUGUUUCAUGGAAUUUAUAAAGAAAAAUUUCAAAUAAAUCUGCAAUUCUUUGCCAACAGAAAGUAACAACUAGUCAAGUGGAGCGAGAAUUUUGGCGUUUGGUAAAUAGCUUAGAAGAGAAUGUAAUGGUCCAGUAUGGUGCUGACAUCCAUGCUAUGGAGAUGGGGAGUGGAUUUCCCACCAAAUACACAGAAGAUUUAUUACCAGAAGAUGAGGUAAAAAAAAUAUGUCAUUAUAGAAAGCUUUUUUAAAAUAAUUGCUGAUAUUUUGCAUUUAUAUAUUGAGAAUAAUUUAUUGUCAAAUGACUAGUGUACAUAUAUUUUAGCUUGGGCACUUUUAUGUUGUUCCAAAGAUGUUAUAAGUUUUUGUCAUGUCAAGAUUGAUUUUAUUCCAGGAAUAUGUUACAUCAGGCUGGAACCUCAACAACUUGCCUGUACUGGAACAGUCUGUUCUAUGUCACAUCAAUGCUGAUAUUUCUGGUAUGAAAGUACCUUGGUGUUAUGUGGGGAUGUGUUUCUCAAGCUUCUGUUGGCACAUUGAGGAUCACUGGAGUUACUCUAUCAACUACUUGCAUUGGUAACUAUCAACUUACUAUUGUAACGAUUGGCAACAAAUGUGGGGUAUAACCACUGUUACUGGUUUAUUGUCUGACAAUGGAUGUAAUGCAAUGCCUUGAUGUAUUUACAAAAAAAAAAAAAUGAAGUGGGCCUUUUUAAUAUAGAAUAAUUUCUUUGACCUGUAAUAUUUAUUUGCAUCUAAUUUGUAUGGUAUAAUAAAAAAAAUUUAAUGUCAUCUUCAAGUAACUUCCUUUAGAUUUUUAACUUGAUUAUUCAUAAGGACUUAACUGCUUUACUAAUAUUAUUAUGAUGAUAUUCAAUUGUAUGCACUUUUAUUUUUGUUUAUUGGCUAGCUAAUUCAAUAGUUUGUUUCAACUUUUUUGUUCUAUUUACUUCUAUAGUACUUUUAGUACUAUUUUAGAUUAAUGAAUUUAUUCACUCUAAAUUUAUUUUGCUGAUCUAUAAGGACUCGGUUUUGUUUUUUAUAAAUUUUUUUUGACGUUGAAGUCCGGAAUCUAAACAUUUAUUCAUACCAGUGGGGUGUUCCUGUAUAAGAAAGCUCAAAAGGACUUUGAACUAUUCUUUUAGGGGAGAACCCAAAUCUUGGUAUGGGGUGCCGGGUCCAGAUGCAACAAAGUUUGAAGAUGCCAUGAGAGAAACUGCACCAGAGCUGUUUGAACAAGCCCCUGAUUUACUGCACCAGCUGACCACUAUUAUGAAUCCUAAUAUUUUAAUGAAGAAAGGAGUGCCUGUAUGUUAAUAUUUUCAGUGGUUUCUAUUUCCUGAUCUGUAUGUUAUGCUAGUCAAAUCAUAUAUUUAUGUCAUUAAAUUAGGUAAUAUGUGUUAAUAAAUUUGAAAGAAAUAUAGACUGUAAAAAAUCAAUUUUCAAGUUCUUGUUUUAAUGCUAUAGUAAUAAUAAUGAAUUAAAACAAAAUAUUUUAAAAUUUGUCAAAACAUAAAACAUUGUAUCACCUUUUGGCAGAUUUUCCGCACAGAUCAGUGUGCAGGAGAAUUUGUGGUGACAUUUCCAAGGGCAUAUCAUGCUGGCUUUAAUCAGGGCUACAACUUUGCUGAGGCUGUAAACUUCUGUCCUGCAGACUGGGUGAGAGAAUAAAUAUUUGGUUAAUUUUUCCAAAACGAUUAUGAUUUUCAUAUGCAGAUCAUGAUUAUAAAAGGCGUGCACUGUCCGUGCGGCUAUUUUAAGACACUCCAUGUUAAUCAUGAUCAAUAAUAUUGCAGUUCUACUAACUCAUAUAUAUAUUUUGAUUUUAGUUUAAAAAAUGUAUUAAUUUUAAAGAGGAGCUUUCAGUUUAUACUGGCUCGCAAGCCAAAUUUUUUGGAACUAAUGCAGUGUUAAAGGUUGUUUAGCUUGUGAGCGGGUCACGGUAGAUUUUUAUGAUUUUCCCCAGAUACAUUGAUUCUGUUAUUGAAAAAAAUGAAGAAAAAAUAACUAAAUGAGUCAACAAAAACCCAUGCAUGACACUAUUUUUCCUCAUUUCCCAAAUGCAAUGAUUUGAUUUACUUAGAGAGUAUAAAACCUAAAAUUGUAUUAGAUGAUGAUAUCUGUCUUUAGAACAGUCAGGGUUUGUUACCAGCUUCAGGCCUAUUUAUAUUUAAUACUUUUAAAAUGAGAUCUGAAGUUAAUAUGUUAGCAGAAUAUAAGCCCUUGUAAAGUCAAGGCGUCAAAAUAUUUCUUUCCAAAUGGCAGUCAUCUAUUUAGGAAAUGUUCACUAUGUUUACCGCAUAUAUUGAUAGACACGCCAAGCGAGUAUAUGCGUUAUAAAUAAUACUUAAUGUGUUAAUGUUUAUUAGUUUUGACAUCUUUUGAAUUACGCACUAAUUCUUUUGCAUUCAUAAUAUUUUUAACUGCAGUGCUUCUAUUAGCUUUUUAUUUUAUGGGGUUAGCUUAUGAGCGGGUUAUACACUUUUAGGGCUUUUCCCGGCCAAGUCUGAGGGGGGUUGACUUUUGAAUUAAUGGGCUUUAGAACGAGUAGAUUUUAUAGCUAUUUCUAUUUGAGAAAAUACUGAGAAUAAUUUGUGAUAGUAUUUGAAGAUUGUUUUUACAAAGCUAAAAUUUUGGUUUGUUUAUUACAGCUCCCUAUAGGUAGGGCCUGCAUUGACCACUAUAGAACUCUUCACCGUCAGUGUGUUUUCUCACAUGAAGAACUCAUCUGUAAAAUGGCUGCAGACCCAGAUAGUCUUGACCUUAACCUUGCAGCUGCCACGCAUGCAGACAUGCUAUCCAUGGUAGAGGAGGAGAGGGAUCUUAGGAAGGCAUUGUUGGAAAGGGUAAAAUGAAAUUUUGCUAAACAGUCUCUGUCCAAUGAUUUUAUAAAUUGGGGUGCAUUUAACUGAUUGCAAUAAAAACACAGUGCCCUUGUUGUGAUUGAAUCAAGAGCAAUAAAAAUAAAAAGUGAUAUUAAAAGUAAUACAUUUAUUAAUAAUACAAAAGCCAAGACAUUUAUUUAAAGUCGAUAGAAAUGGACGACAUUCUUAUGUUGUUACAUUUUUUUCUUAUUUAAAAGUAAAUAGAUGCAUAAAACUUACCAUAAGAUUAGCAUUAUGUCUUUAUUAAAAAAAAAUAAUCCAGUCAUUAUCUUGACCAUAUGUAAUGUGCCAGGAAGUUAGUAAUAAGCCCUCUUAAUAAAGAGACACUAAAGACCAUAUAUUGUUGGUUUCAAUAACAAACCAACUUGUCUCGUUAUUUAAAUUAACGCAAUCUUUUAUACCAGGGUACAUUGAAUGCAGAGAGAGAAGCAUUUGAGCUGUUACCAGAUGAUGAGCGUCAGUGUGAUGUCUGCAAAACAACAUGCUUUCUCUCAUCAGUCACAUGCCCUUGCCAACCAAGUGAGUAUGGCAUCAGCAUAAACAAAGUUUCAUUUUUAAUAAAAAAGUAUUUUUUUCUUAGAAUAUUUUGAGUUAUUAAAAAAAAAACCAACCCCGUUAUUGAGUAUAGUUUAUAUAUUUAGUUACUUUACUUAAAUUUAACUGAUUAAUAAAUUAAUAAUUUGUAAUAUCCAUGUUGUCGUUGCCCAUUCUGAUUACUUCUAAGAUUUAAACUCUAAUUGGUUCAAUAAAUGAAUUCUAUGCAUCAUUUUGCACAUUUUUUUUCUAAAUUUACUUAAAGUCCUAUUAAUGUGUAACUGCACAGAUCGUCUAGUCUGCCUGUACCAUGUUGAGGACCUCUGUGAAUGCUCAGCUUCUCGUCAUGUGUUACGUUACCGAUACACAUUGGAUGAGUUGCCAAGUAUGUUACAUCGUCUUAAAGUUCGUGCAGAAUCCUAUGAUAACUGGACCAUGAUCGUGAGAAAUGCAUUAGAGGCUGCAGGAGAUGAUAAGCUGGGUAAAUUAAUCUAAAUUUAUUUAGAUUCUUGCAAAUAGAUUUUCAAAUUGAAGAUUGUCUCUCAAAUAUUAAGUCAGUAAAUAGAUUCAACAAUUGAUAUCUACCUUAGAAUAUUUUGAACAUUUACUCUAUUAACCAUGUACAUUUCUUGGCCAUCUCCAACUAUUAUUAUUAGUUUUACCACUACUUUUGUGAAAAAUAUUUUUCAAUGAUUUUAUGCGUCACAAAAUAAGUGCAUAUUUGGGUUUGGUUUGUUACCACUGAACAGUGAUUCUCAGAGCGCUUUAAUUCUCUUAUUUGGUAUAUUUAAACUGAAAUAGAUAGUGAACAGGGACUGGUGAAAAAUUAUUUAUCCCUAACCAUAAAACCCCUAUGAGUAAAACCUCAUAAAAAAAGGAUUUUUUGUUUGUUUAUGUCUCUUCAGAAUUAAAUCAAUUAAAAGAGUUGAUAGGUGAGGCAGAGGAAAAGAAGUUUCCCGAGUCUGAUCUCCUCCAGACACUGAUGAAUGCUGUGACUGAGGCUGAGAAAUGCUCUAAUGUAGCUAAUCAGCUAGUUAGCAAGAAAGUUAGGACAAGGUCAAUUAUACCAUCAACUUUAUUAUUUACAGAUAUAUAGAAUUAUUUAUCUUAAUUUUUUUUUUUGUAGCUUCUUUUAGAAUUGAACACCCUAUUUAUUUAAAAUAUGGAUACUUUAUGGAAUUAUUAACCUUUAUAAAAUAGUUAUUUUUUGUAGAUUUCAGCUAUGGUUCUGCACAUCAAUUGAUCACUUAAAUAAACAUUGAAUUUAAAAGUAAUGAUUUGGUUCUAUAUUUUUGUUUUUUUUUCACAUAAAAAAAACAACAGGAACAGACAAUCAAUUGAAGGUAAAUAUGUGGCAAAGUUGACGCUUGAUGAGCUGAACAGUUUCUAUGAACAAGUUAAUGGGCUUCCAUGCAUUAUAGAAGAAACAAAAUUGAUCAAAGUAAGUUAGACAAUGUUAUUGUGGUGUCAUUCAGGACUUACAGAUCGAUUCAUAUCAAAAAUUAAUUCCAUAAAAUGAUUCUAGAACGUAUAACCUUUGUUAAUUACUUUCAUCAAGUUUUCUCAUUAGAUAAUCUUAGUAACUUAUGACAGUGUAGUGGAUAAAAAUAGUUUUAAUUUACAUUGACAAUGAACAGAGGAUUAAUUUGUAGCAAAAUGACUAACUUAAUCACAAAAUAAUUUGGAGGAGAUCACUGAAAUUUAUGGUUAAUGAGAAACCUUUAUAAAAACAUCCAGAUUGUAAACAAUUUUGUUCAAUUUUUUUCUUGUCAGAAAUAAUUUACUGAACAUUUUUAUUAGGAGCUGCUUGACAAAGUUGUUGAGUUCAGAGAAGAAGUUCAAGAUGCUUUAGAUGCUGAGACACCUGACUCAGAACAGGUGGAAACAUUGAUUGAGAUAGGUAUCAGUCUCGAUGUCGACUUACCAGAGAUUCCCAAACUCAAACAGGUCAAUAUUAUAUAAGAAACUGAACUUAACUACCACAGAAUUAUCUGUUUAUAUGAAGUAAUAACACUGUGUUACAUUAUACAUUUUUAAAAACAAAUCUUCAAACAGUUUUUUUAACAACUAUUUUUUUGCAAAAAGCAACUUAAAAAAAAAAAAUUUAACUUGAAGCACUACUGACAGUAUCUACUUAAUUAAUAGGUACUGCAACAAGCUCGCUGGUUAGACAAUGUCCGUCUAUCUAUGAAGGAGCCCAAUUCAGUAACUCUUGAUGUAAUGAGGAAGUUGAUAGAGUCAGGUGUCAGCCUUGCGCCGCAUCCAGCUGUAGAAAAAGCCAUGGCAGAAUUGCAAGAGCUCUUGACAGUCAGUGAAAGAUGGGAGGAAAAAGCCAGAAUCUGUCUACAAGCAAGGUACAAUAAAAACAAGCAGUUUAAAAUUUAAAAAAAAAUUAAUUGACAUUUUGAAAUUUACUGUAAUCUUCUUGUAAUACACAGGUAGGAAUUAAAAUAGUUAAAAAGAUAACCACCAUUCAGGUUUGACUAAUAGCAUUACUUUACAAAAUAUUUUUCAAAUGACCUUAAAAAGAAACCUAGCUUUGUCUUUUAAAAGCGAUUAAAACUAAUCUUCCUCUCAUACUAGGUUUGGAUUGAAUGAUAUAUAGUUUUUUGAGCAUCUAAUUAUCGCCUCUGGAUAUGUGUUAUUAUUAGCUUUGAGUCACAAUGCCUAUGUCCUGAGUGACUGAGAAGCUCAUGCUAGUUCAUUUGUGAUUAUUCUCUUUUUUUAAAGUUUUUUGAAAAUAUAUUAAGAUUGUUAGCUUUAUAUUUAAAUGGACAUUUUUUAAAAUGUUCAGUUUUUACAAAAAUUCUUUGAAUGGAAACCAGAAUUUUAGAUAAACCUUUUUUGAUUGCAAGGGAUAAUUUAUACAUAAUUUAUUACUCAACUGGACAAUGAAUUUAUCUGAUGCAGGCCCAGACAUCUUCUAACAACGCUUGAAGCUAUUAUAGCUGAAGCGAGGAACAUUCCUGCUUACCUACCUAAUAUAGCUGCAUUGAGGGAGUCAGUCAAGAAAGCUAAAGAAUGGAUUCAGAAGGUAUUAAAUAAAUAUAAUAUAAACAGAAUAUGAGUAGCUUUGUUAUUAGAAUUAUAUUGUGUAUUAUUUUUGAUGAAACAAUAUUUUCUGCUAGAUUUGCAAAAUUAACUAUAUGAACUGUGCUUGUUUGCACAAUCUAUUUUUUGGACCAUUUGUGCUCGCAAAUUAUUAAAAUAAGUUAAGGAAGUCACAAGGAUUGAUUCCUUUCAACGUUACUGACGUUUAAUAUAAAAACAAAUUUGGCAUAGGUUGAAGCCAUUCAGAGUGUUGAACAGUAUGCUUACCUUGAGGUCCUUGAGGGUUUGGUAGCCAAGGGACGACCCAUCCCAGUACGACUAGAUCAACUUCCCCAACUAGAGUCUCAAGUAGCAGCUGCUAAAUCUUGGAAAGAGAGAACAGCAAGAACUUUUCUCAAGAAAAACUCUUCCUUUACAUUAUUGGAGGUAAAAUGAAACAUGUUAAUCAUAAGCAAAGGUUUUAAGAAAACUGCUUUUAUAUCUGCUACUUGUCACAAACAUAUUUCUGACAGAGAUUAAUCUAUUUUUAAAAUUUUUUCAAAGGUCCUUUCACCAAGAACAGACAUAGGAAUCUACAAUGGUGGUCGAUGCAAGAAAAAACGCUUGAAAGAUGUGGAGAAGAAAGAAGCUGACGGUGUUGUAGACUAUGCCAGUGAUGACAGUAGAAACUCUGGCGUGGUGAAUUGACUUUCAAAUAUUACUCUGAUCUUUACUAAAAGAGGAUCUAUAGAGUUGUUUCCUUAUUGCUUUUCUUGAAUCCCUGCUUUAUUGGCAUUUGUUAACAAUUUUCUUUUUCUCUUUGCUUACUCCAGUCGAUUCUUACUCAGGUUGCUGCCUUCAAAAUGGGAGAGGUGAAAGAGGUAGAGCUAAUGAGAGACCUCAGAACACGGAACAUGGAGAAGCGCCAUGACAGUGAUGCCAAGUUUUGUGUUUGUCGAAAACCAGCCUCAGGAUUUAUGUUACAAUGUGAACUCUGCAAAGAUUGGUUUCAUGGUGGGUUACGAUUUAUGACUCUAAAUACAUUUAUAACAUUACAAUUGGGUCUUGGAUUAUCAUGGUACUUAAAAUGGUUAUGGUCGGUACUGUUAUCGUUUACAUUGUUUGUGUUGCAGGUACUUGUGUAUCAUUUCCCAAGUCAGCCAGCAUUAAAAACAAAACCUCACAGGCAGCCAUCAUGCAGGUGAGUGUCUACAUUUCAAACCUUUUGUUCCAACGGUUUUCUUUAAGGUUUUUAAGAAUUUGCUUUGUAGCAUAUGAAUUUCUUGGUGACAAGCUUAAAAUGUUAUUCUAUGAACUGUAUUUUUUUUAAAUUUUAGGCAACAAAAGAAAUGAAGUUCCUCUGCCCAUUAUGUCUACGAUCUCGACGUCCAAGACUUGAAACUAUUUUAUCUUUGUUGGUUUCUCUUCAAAAACUUCCAGUACGUAUGGCUGAGGGAGAGGCUCUCCAAUGUCUCACAGAGAGAGCCAUGGCUUGGCAGGUUAGUAACUUUUUCAGAAUUGUCUUUCAUGAACGUUAUUGCGUUACUGUAAACAGGUAAUCACAAAAUGUCAUUAGACUAAGUGUUAACAGAAAAAGCUUAAAAAAGCUUGCACACUAAGAAAUGGACUAAGUUUGCAUUUUUUAUGUUUUGACAUGAACUGAAAAAAACAACAAAAAGAGUUAGCCAAGAUAUUUCUCAUGGAUUUUAAAUUCUGUGCAGGAUCGAGCACGUCAAGUUCUGACAACAACAGAUAUGGCUUCGGCCAUGGCCCAGCUAAGUGUCAUGAGCCAGCGUAUGGUAGAGCAGGCAGCUCGUGAAAAGACAGAGAAAAUCAUUAAUGCUGAGCUACAGAAGGCAGCCAAUAAUCCUGAGCUUCAACCUCACCUGGCCUCUGUAACACAGAGUGCAUUUGGUAAUAGAGACAUAUCUGCCAUGUCCUUGCUUCAACAUGCAAGCAAUGGGGACAUUGAAUCCAGAGACUUUGCCCAUGGCAACUUGGCAGCUAAACACCAUCCACUCUAUUCAGAGGAUCAUUCACACAGAGACUAUGAUUUGUCCAGGGAGGCAGGUGUGGGGGUCAACAUGGAUGACUGUGGUUCACCCACUCCAGGAAAUAUGUCACCACUCCCCCAGGCUCUAGUCCCAGCUCCCAAUCCUAUGUCCCAAGAUAUUGGAGCAGAGAUUGACAUCUCAUCUAUUACAUCUCUAGGAAUGUCCUCAGAACAUGCUUACUCAUCUGUGUCUAAGGGAGUCACAAGUAAGUGAAGUAUGAUAGUGCUGGGGUGCAAGCAGAAUUGGUUCAAUUUAAUUUCGUUGAAUUACAGCAGUUUCUUAAUACUCUUAUAUAAAGUAAGAUAAAAGAAAUUACGGUAUUGUACAGAAUACAUUUUUGUUUGUUUGUAAAAGGAGAUGAUGAGCACAAAAGCUUGUACAACUACUAGGGAUAAUAAUGAGUUAAUGAUGUCAUUUUAAUUUUGCUAUUUUAAUGUUGUUAAGUAUUAUCACUUAAAGGAAUGACUAAACAUAAUUUUAGUAGAGAUGACGAGGAAAGUCCCACUGGAUCCAAGCCCCUGAAGGAAAAAAUAUUCUUUCCCUGUGCAGAAAAUAUAAGGAAAAAAACAAGCCAUAGAUCAGUGGUGCACAGCAUAUCUGCAGCUCGUAGGUGCAGGCCAUAUCUGCAGCUCGUAGGUACAGGCCAUAUCUGCAGCUCGUAGUAAUUAAAUAAACAUGUUCCCCACUUUCAGACGGCUCCCCUCGAAAGAACAUACGCAAAUCACCCCUUAUCCCCCGUACUUGUGAAGUGCCCUUACUUGAUGUGGCUGAGACCAAGAGAGCUCAGCUGGAAGAGUUGAUGAUGGAAGGCGACCUUUUGGAGGUCUCACUUGAUGAGACACAACAUAUUUGGCGUAUACUGCAGGCCUGUUACACACGUACAGAGCCAAAUAGAUACUCUGACAUGGAGGUUAGUAUGAUGUGGCUUUGCCAGGGGUUAGUUUGUGUUCAAUGAGUCACUUUAGCAAAGAGGUUAAAAAACUGAGUUAAUCUCAGGGAACCGAUGACUUUUAUAAUAGGUAAUGAAGACGCUAUGUAGACUAAGAAGAUUUUUGACCAAAAAAAAAACAGAAAAGGGUCUGUAUAACUUGUAUAAUAACUUAAGUUGUCCUUGUUUUUGUGUUUAAUAUUCUUGUAUUAUUUGCUCAAAAUGGUUUUGUAAAAUAUCCUUUCAAAAUAGCUGUCCAACCAAAGCAUGUUUGAAAAGAAUAGAGAGAAGAAGGAAAUGAAGAAGAAAGACAAAGAUAGUAUGGUGAAGAAUAAAGAAAGAAUGAAGAGAAAGAAGAAGACUGGAGAAAACAGACUGAGUGACAUGAUGAUUAAGAGGAUUAAAGUAGAAAAUGGUGUGGAGACUAUCAUCAAGAAAAAGAAACUGCAGCAACAGAAGAAAAAAGAAUUGUUAUCAGACAAUAAAGACUUCCUCAAAUGUAUGUUUAAAAUAUCAACUCAGGGUUGUUUAGUUCUAUUUUAACUGAAUUAUUUAUAUUUUUAAGUUGUACUGAACUGAGUAAUAGUAUUAGAUUGUGACUAUACAGUUAUUUGUGGCUUGUGCAAAACUCAAAAAAAAAUUUCAUCAGCUUUAUCAUUUUGGGAAUAUUAUUAGAGCUGGACUAAACAUCCUAGUAUUUCUACUUAAGAAGAUUUCUGACAUUUUUUAUUUAAUUUCUUUCAGUGAAGCUGAAGGGCUCAGGUGAUGCUGGUACUCCUGGGCUUGAGGGAAAACCAAAAUUAAAGAAAAAGAAAAAACUUCUGAAAAAUGCUCCAGCAGUUAGUCCACCAUCUACAGGAGGACCACCUCCAACUACUGAGCCAUCAGAGGCUGGAGUUUCAGCAGGUGCUACUCCUGGAGGUGGAGGCACUCUUAAUAACAAGCCAAAGGAGAGGAGACCAAAAAUGAGAAGGGAGAGAAAAGUUAAAGAAGAGCUUGUCAUGAUGGAUGACAGUGAUGAUAAUGAUGAGGAUUGCUCAGCUUUCAAAUGUCUCAGACCAACAGGUGAGUGAAUCUGAUGGACAGUGUUAACAGAUGAUCCUAUAGAAAUGUUAGUCCCUGGAAAUGCUGUAGGAUGUGGUCUAAUUAAUGCUUUGUAAAGAAAAAAUGAAAACAAUCCAGUCAGUUUUAUUCUCUCUAGUGUAGAGCUACUUUAAUGUACAAAAGCUUGUUCCAUUGUAAGAUGCAUGUCAUUAAUGUUAUUGUUUUUGUCUGAACAAUUUCGUUUGGGGGGGGGGGAUUAGCAUUUUACAUUUGUUAUUUGUUGACCAAUUUAGUUGAUUUUUUAAAUGGUGGUUUAUAUGUACAUAGUAAUGAAUAUUUGAAUGAUGUUAUUGAAUGCCUAUACUCCACAGGGGAAGCUGUGAAUUGGGUGCAGUGUGACCGCUGUGAACUAUGGUUCCAUCUUCUCUGUGUUGGCCUCAAAAAAGAGGAACUUCGCGAUGAUGAGGAUUAUGUUUGUUUCAGCUGUCGAGAGGGGAGCAGUGUGGCCCUGGUGGGAUCCCCUGGCAAGAGUGGCUCCGGGGACUCUCCCAUGGGGGCAGACAAGAUAAAGAAAGAGCCAACUGAUCAUGUGUUUGAUGCUAGCCCACCAUGUUCUCCUAGUGUGAGGGCAGCCGCAGAAAAAGCAAUCUCCGAUGUCGUGGAAGCCGUGGCCGCAAGCUCCAAGGAGCGUAGAUUGGAAGCAGAGAAAAGAGUGGAGGCUGUAGAAUCAAUGAUGCAGUUGGAGAGAGGGAUACCCUCUGCUGAUUCUUGCCCUCCCUCUGGUGGUGUGUCAGAAAGUAUGUGUACCUCCACUUGUGCUGACACGCCUGCAGAAGUUGGUCAAGUACCUACAGGAGCCGCCGCCAAAUCAGGAACAGAUGAAGAUGAUGAUGUCCUUGUUGUUAAUGCUGAACCACAGGAAGAAAUAGAGAUGGAAAUAGAGGAUGAUGAGGAGGAGGACAAGGCAGAGAAAAAUGAAGAUGAUAAUGAAGGGGAAGAAGAGGAGGAUGAGGACAUAGAUGAUGAGAAUGAAGAAGAUGAUGAUGAGGAAGAUGGGGAAGAAGAGGAUGAUGAUGAGGAUGAUGAAGAGGAUGAUGAUGAAGAUGAAGAUGAGUUAGUUUUGGAUGAAGAUGAAGAGAAAAUGUCACAUAGUGGUGAGGGUGAGGACAAUGCAGCAGAAGAGGAGGUCAUAGAACUAGCAGAGGAGAGCAAACAGGAAGAGAGCCGAUUUUGUACAGAGAAUACUGGUGUGGAAGAAAAUGUGAUCAAGGAAGUUGUGCACACUCCAGAAGUGGAAGGAGUUCUUACUGCCUCCAAAGAAGCUGCUUCCCCAUGUAUAGAGACUGGAAGUUCUGCCCUUGGGGACAGCUCCUGACACUAACCUUCUCUGUUUCACAUCAUGUGGCAGGCAGUGAAUGUUGGGUCAUUGUGUGAAAGUGUUUAUUAUCCUCAUCCCAUGCCACCAAUCUUCCUGUCAUAUUCACUUAAAAAAAUAACUAUAAAUACAUAUACGUAUUCAUUCAUCUUCAUUUCUCUUGCUUCAAGUUCUCAUUUUAAUGGCUUUUGAUUAUUUUGGUAUGUGUUUCAUGAAACUAUCUAUUUCAUGGUUAAUUCAGGUUUUUUCUAUUGAGAUUUAUUCUUGUUAGAGUCUUAUAACAUGUCCAAUAAUUGUCUUUAACUGAAGAGCUAGGCAAGUCCUCAGAAAAUGAUGCACCUUAAUUGUAUAAUCAUGGUACAAUCACAUAUUUGGGUGAUUUGUUGUAUUGUUUGCGUGAGUCAUGAAAAAGUCUGAUUAUUCCACAUAUGCUUUGGCAAUGUUUUAUUCAAUAGAAUAAUAAACUAGCUAGAGACAAAGACCCACUUUUUUAAAGAGAUUACAAAAUAUUUUUUUUUUCUUGCUCAUGCUUAGUCAAAAUUCUGUGAUUCAUAAAUUGUUCAUGUAUGAUUAUUAUUAUUUUUGUAAACCUUAAAAUGAUACUAAAAUUACUUCAUUUCAAAAGACACACAAUGCAGUGAUUCUUGUAUUAAUACUAACAUUCUAGAACUUGCAAAUUGAUGCAAAAGUAAUGAAUUCUUCUCACUGAUAUUCAUGGUCAGUUCAGUAUUUAGAAAAUCAAUAAUUGAGUUAAGAUAAUACAAAGAUGAUCUUGUUGUUUUUCCAUCCCCGAAAUAUUUCUUACAAUAAAAUAGGAAUUUUUUUUCAUUACCGGUAUUGAUUAAGAAAUUUUCCAUUAAAGAUUGCUUUAUAAUACAUAAUUUGGUAGAAUUGCUUUAUAAGACAGAUUGAGAUAGCAGUAGGCUAGUGACAGAAAUGUUACAAGAUCUCCUCAAUGAACUUAUAAAUUUGUCAUAAUUUUUAUUUUAUUAGAAUAACAUACUGAAUAAUUGGGCCAGUGUUGUAUGUGUUUGACUUGAGAUGUCUGGCAUAUAAACAUCUGAUUACGAGGGCUGAGCCAGGUGCAGUUCUUUAAAUAGCUUAAUAACCCAGGGGUUCUCAAACUUUUUAGUGCCGCGACCCCUUUUAUAAAUUUUGCUAAGUGUUGUGCCAACAGGUAUCAUUAAAAAAUUUUGAAAUAUGAAAAAAAACUGCCAAAAUAUUUAUGUUAAAUUAGCUGCUGACAUCUACCAAAUGAAUAAUUGUUUUAUUUUCUGUAUUGUAGCCAAGAUUGUACAAUAAGAAAAAUAGUAUCAUCACUGAUGAUAAUAAUGAAAUUGAAAAUUCAAAAACAGAAAUAAUGCACAUUGUACGCACAAACUCCCCAAUUUCUGAAUUUCUCAAGCGACAUUUUGUUACAUGAUUCCAAGGAGAUCACGACCCGCAGGUUGAGAAUCACUGCCUUAACAUAACAAAUCACAGAUGGAGCUGAGCUGCGCUAAAUGCUGGUUACUGGUUGGUAGUAGCAGUUUUCAUUUUUCUGCUACCAACAUACAUCUAUUAUUUUAAUAAAUAUUUACAUCAUUAUCAUGGCAACACCAUUCCAGACUUCCUUCAGUUAAGCGAUUUGUUUCUCGUUUUAAAUGAGUUUUAAAUAACAUUACUAUUAUUGAAUAAUAUGAGAGAACUUAGAAAUGAUCUAGAGAGAUGCAAAACAACUUUUGGCUAAUCAGUGUCAUCAGCCAGUUAGCAUUUGAAAUGAAUAAAUAUUAAUUUUGAAUAGUAAGAGCCAUGGUCAUAAACAAAGAUAUGGAUCUUGUUAAGAUAAGUUAUUACAAAAAAUGUGCAGCAUUUACAUUAUUAUAUUCAGAGCUUUGCAGUUUCAUUUAUUAGCUUACAUUUGAUUUGCACUGAUAUUUUUAUUAUUUAUUUAAUUCAAAAAAAAUUUACAAACAAAUUAUGUAAAAAAAAAGAAAGGAUGUACUGGUUCUAGAUGGGUAGAACACAUUCUAUAAAUAAGAAGAUAAUUCUUUUAUUUUUAAACACCUGGACCAGGUUUUUUUUUUUUGCCAGGUCCGGGUGUGCUAAUACACGGCAUUGCCCAGUAUCUGGGUCAGCACCCGGCUCGGCCCUAUUACUCUUGGCAGACGCAUGAAUACAACAUUCAAUUGAGAUGUUCAAUUACUACAAAAACGCAUUGAAAUUUGAGAUGAUUGAAAUGAACAUUUUCUUGAUGGUUUAACAAAUUAAAAUAAAUGACAAUAGCCUCAAGUAUCAAUACUUGACAAGAUUUUGUUUAACACAUUUCAAGUAUUGCUUAGUUCAAAUGGAGAGGUCAUUUUAAAGUAUUAUUAUUUUUUUUAUAAACAUUUUCAAAAGUUAAAUUUUCUUUUGAAAUUAGUUUGAAUAUUCAAUGCACGGGGCAAUUCUUACACACAAUCUUUCAUUUUAUCAUAAAUAUUGAAGGUUGAGUGUAAAAAGUGCCUUUUUUUUUUUACAUGGUCUCUUGAUUCAGUUCAAGAACUUGCAGUGAAGUCUCUGGUUGAGAAUUUUAAUUUUUGAUUAGUUUAAUUACAACUUCACAACCUAACAUACACUUAACUGUAGAUGAAUAUUUCACUGGUCAAAUCAACUGUUUUAUAUUAAUUAUUUCUCUGGGGCUGGCUGUGGAUUUCAUCAAAACAUUUGCACCAAAAAAAAACUAUCAGUUUAUAUUUGACCACAAUGUGGGAAAUCAUAACUGUUAAGUAGUAAAUUAUGAAGCCAUCUCAGAAACUCACUGUUAAGUAGUUUGAUGAACUUUCAUCCCAGGAUCAAAUCUACAGUGAUAAUUUAAACAUUUUCUAUUAUUUGACUGCUUGGAAUUGAGCUUAAACUAUUUUCACUGCAAAGUGUUUAUUGGAAAAAUAUAAUUGCCAUUGUCAGUUGUAAAUUUUUUUUUUCCCAGUAUUUUUAGUUAUGGAAAACUUCUGAAAAUUCCUGAAAAAAAGUCCUUUUAGUCAUCCUAUUUAUUGAAAAACUCUCAUCCGAAUAUCAUGAAUCAUUUCACCCAAUCACCUGUCAAGGUUUUGCCCAGAAAUCUGUGAUACACUAAGAAGCAUCUAGACACAUUGAUUAUUUCAUUUUGCUUUUAACUUACGUUACUGGUGUUUUUUUUCUUCAUAUUUCAUCUUAUAAGCCUUAAACUAAAAGUAGCUAUUGCCAAACCCCCCCCCUCUAUGACUAUGUAUCAAACUUUGGAUGGCUUCAAAGGCCUUACUUGUCAAAUACAGUGAUUUAUUUAAACAAAUAAAAAUGUCCAUUAAUUGGUAUAUUCAGAUUUUGUUUCAUGUAGAAAUAACAGGCGCUAAGCAGUUUAUUCCUAGCUUUCUCUGAUGGAUGGUGUACAAUGGUUACAUAUUCAAAUGUAUAUCUCUUUGAUCAUUUCCAUUUUUUUUUUGGUCAUUAUUUUACCCGGGAAUAUAACUGUAAUGAAAUGAAAGGGAAGGACAGUAGCCUAUAUUAAUGUCUGUGAAGUGGCUGCUAUGAUUGAGUCGAGCAGCUUGUAAGUAUGUUGUGUAACAUAUCACCAUGAAAUAGUUGAUACCAGUUGUACAUAUUAGUUGUACCGGUAUCAACAAUGGGUAAUGGCAGUUAAAUUAUAUGCAUUACAUGUGGCAAUAUCUGUUGGAUAAUUUAUACGUUGAAUGUUACAAUCGCAAUUGUCGGGUAGUAAAGAUAGGUGAGGCAAACAAUCAGUUUCAGAUGAAUUUGGAUGUGACAAACAUUGUAACUAUGUGAUGUAGUGACAAAGAUGUGUUGACUAGUUAGCAGCUUUUGUUUUAAAUUUUGAUGCAUUUGCUGAAAUUUUCAUUUGGAAUACCACCUUUCUAGUGGGUGAUCUUACUAUUGUUUGUAUGUUUUAUAGUUUUGGCAAGAUAAUUUUCUACAAAUCAACCAAGUAGUGUAUGCCAUGUAAACGAUGCCAAGAAUGGUUGCAUGGGCAAAUAAGAAGUAAAAAAUUGUGUGGCUGUAUGAAUCCCAAGGGUUGCUAAUAUAUAUUUUGGCAUAUUUCCAUCUCUGUUUGGCAAUGAAUGUGUGUGUUAUACCUCGAUAAUAUACACUGUAAACUAGGAAGUCAAUGUAAAUCGUCCUAAGAGUGAAUUCCUUCACAAACUUGAUUAUUUAUAAAUAUUGUAUUCAUUUAUUCAAAACAUUUAUUCAAACAUUGUAAUUUUAAUUUCUGAUAUUGUCAGCAUGUCACCAUGCAAAAUCUAUUGUCAUGUAUCCAUUGAAAGUAAAACCAUUUAUCUUUUUGUUGUUCCAUUAAAAAACUAUUUAUAUCCAAUGCCAUCCUUGUGUGUCUCCCCAACCAUUAACCAAUCAAAUUACCAGGAAUAGUUGAAGUAGUACAUUGCAAUGAGGUUAAAUGAAUUAAUGUUACUGAGAAAGAAAAGAAUUGUGAGCAAACAUUUGUGUUGUCAGUGGAUCAGCGGUUGGUCAUGUAAACAUAUGUUCAUGUUUAUUAUAACAAUUAUUUACUGAUAGGUUCUUGAGAAAUCAAUUAAAAAAAGACUCAAUUUUUCAACUACAAAUUGUCUUCUUUUGAGUACAUGUCUUAUAUUUGUUACAUUAAAAAC